CGUGCUCUGAGCUCCUGCCGUCUCCCCUCCCGACGCCUGUUCGACUGUUGCCGCUCUUUCGUCUGACGGGCUCUAUCUCCCCGCGCGCGCACCUCCACCACACAACAUCCUCACACUGACGCCUUCGCGGUAGACAGACACAAAUGGCGGCGGUCGCCACCAUCCUCUGCGGCGGCGGCGCCGCCGUCGCCGGCCACCAGCGGUUCCGCCGCCGCGGAGCCCCAUCGCUCCAUGCCAGAGGCAACCCCGUCUCGGACGGCGCUCACCUGGUCUGCGGUGGGAAGCUCCGACCGGCGUUGUUCCCCGCUUCCUCCUUCGGUACCGUAUCCCUGCCUUCUCCGGGGAGUAGGAGGCUCCCCCGGACGUCGGCUUCCGGUCCCUCAUCUGACUCCCAGGGGCAAGCAAAGCCCAUCGGUUUUUUGGAGAGGUACCCGGCUCUUGUCACUGGUUUCUUCUUCUUCAUGUGGUAUUUUUUGAAUGUGAUAUUUAACAUCCUCAACAAGAAGAUCUUUGAUUACUUCCCCUAUCCAUACUUUGUGUCGGUGACCCAUCUUUCGGUUGGAGUCUUGUACUGCCUUAUCAGCUGGGGCACCGGUCUCCUGAAGCGUGCGCCGAUGAAUUCGACGCUUUUGAAGCUGCUGCUGCCAGUUGCAAUUUGUCAUGCCAUCGGUCAUGUAACGAGCACUGUGUCUUUUGCUGCCGUAUCGGUCUCAUUUGCCCACACCAUUAAAGCUCUCGAGCCGUUCUUCAACGCGGCUGCUUCACAGUUUAUUCUUGGGCAGCAAGUUCCCUUCACAUUGUGGUUAUCCCUGGCUCCAGUUGUGAUAGGUGUAUCAAUCGCAUCUCUCACCGAACUCUCAUUCAACUGGACUGGUUUCAUCAAUGCCAUGAUUUCUAAUAUCUCAUUCACCUACCGUAGCAUUUAUUCGAAGAAAGCUAUGACUGACAUGGAUAGCACCAAUCUGUAUGCCUAUAUCUCCAUAAUUGCUCUCAUCGUCUGCAUUCCUCCAGCACUUAUUAUUGAAGGACCUCAACUAGUGCAGCAUGGAUUUAAAGAUGCAAUUGCCAAAGUUGGAUUAACAAAGUUAGUUUCCAAUAUUUUCUUGGCGGGCUUGUUCUAUCACCUUUAUAACCAGGUUGCAACAAACACAUUGCAGCGGGUGGCCCCUCUAACACAUGCCGUCGGCAACGUGUUGAAACGUGUCUUUGUCAUCGGCUUCUCAAUCAUCAUUUUUGGCAACAAGAUCACGACACAAACUGGAAUUGGAACAGCCAUUGCUAUUUCUGGUGUUGCUCUAUACUCAGUUAUCAAGGCUAAGAUUGAGGAGGAGAAAAAGGAUUUGUGUCCUGUUCAGGAAGGCGUGCCGGCGGUAGCUCCUUGAAGAUGGAAUAAGGUCCUCCCUGCCUAGCCCCUGGCCGUCGGUGCAUGUAGCAUCUAUCAUCGUCGAAGGGCGUGUCGAGGUGUGUCUCCGGCGGAUCUCGUGGGAUUCACUCGGUUCGGUAUUGGUCUUUGCUGGAUCUCCAAUUUUCGUUCGUGUGUUUACAACAGGUUGAAUCCUUUAGAUCUAUGAUUCUCUUCAUCGUCGACAGUUGUUGUUCUGGUGCACUGGUCGUGUGGGGCAUUAGUAUGAUGACUUCCGACUGUUUAGUUUUGCUCGGCACGGUGAGGGAGGGACGAUGCCGGCAGUGCACCUUUGGCUCGCUCAAGUGCUUUAGUCAUCGCUAGGUGAUCUACGAACCUAAGUGUAUUUUUUUUCUAGUGUUCUUUGCACUGUCAUGACAGAUAAUGCAUAGACCAGAAGUUUUCUUUAUAAGAUCUUAGGGUAAUUUAAGCCAGACCUAUUGGAUUUCAGUUUAAUACUUUUUGGA
Molecule: messenger RNA, 1869 nt
Organism: Hordeum vulgare subsp. vulgare (domesticated barley)
Lineage: Eukaryota; Viridiplantae; Streptophyta; Magnoliopsida; Poales; Poaceae
Product: triose phosphate/phosphate translocator TPT, chloroplastic-like
Exons: 12
Coding region: 144-1382 (412 amino acids)
Biological process (GO): transmembrane transport
Cellular component (GO): membrane; Golgi apparatus
Molecular function (GO): antiporter activity
Source: RefSeq, a predicted model, not a curated record